This is a messenger RNA of Plutella xylostella (diamondback moth), 729 nucleotides long. RefSeq names its product ankyrin repeat domain-containing protein 39. NCBI's taxonomy places the organism in Eukaryota, Metazoa, Arthropoda, Insecta, Lepidoptera, Plutellidae. Gene Ontology annotation, molecular function: protein binding. The record is from RefSeq and is a predicted model, not a curated record.
UUUAGUUGCUUUGACUAUAAUUUUAAACAUGUCUGAUAAGUGUUGUGAUCACUCGAACUGCAUGGCGGCACCAGCAAAUCCAUCUGUGUGUCAGACCUUAUCUGAAAUGGAUUGGGAGCGAGGAAUAUGGUAUGCAGCAUUAACUGGGGACAUAGAUCGAGUGGAAUCCAUAAUAAGUAAGGCAAGCGAUUCAAGGACAGCUGUGAAUGCACCUGACAACUCUGGUUACACAGCACUGCACUAUGCAGCCCGCAAUGGACACACAGACAUAUGCCGGCUAUUGCUGCAAAAUGGAGCCAACAUUGACGCACUAACCAAGUGUGGCAAGGCCAGCCCACUACACAAAGCUGCAGUUGGAGGUAAACUAGCCACUGCAAAAGUUCUAUUGCAGUAUGGAGCUUGCAUUGACCUGAAAGAUGCAGAUGGACACACAGCAUUGAAGAAAGCAACAGAUAAUAAGCAUGUAGCGGUUGCAGAUUUAUUAUUGCAAAGCCAGAAGCCUGGAACUAUUGCUGAAUGAAUUCGUCCAUUGUCAACGGAAAAUUUGCUCCCUAGAAUGUAAAAAUCAGUGCUUGAUUAAGCUUUUAAUAUUGGUUUCCCUUUAUGUUUGCCUAUCUUAUACUAUUAUAUUGUUAUUAAUUCUAUGUAAAAGAACAGAACAGGCAAAUAUGUAAUCACUUGUAUCUUCAUACAUAUUCAUAAUCUCGCAAGUGUCACAAUUUUGCUAAA